Zophobas morio is the source of this 1212-nucleotide messenger RNA. Its product is annotated as regucalcin-like. The record is from RefSeq and is a predicted model, not a curated record. Gene Ontology annotation, molecular function: enzyme regulator activity; calcium ion binding; gluconolactonase activity. The transcript is spliced from 3 exons. Gene Ontology annotation, biological process: L-ascorbic acid biosynthetic process. Lineage: Eukaryota; Metazoa; Arthropoda; Insecta; Coleoptera; Tenebrionidae. The coding region runs from base 99 to 1148 and encodes 349 amino acids.
UUCUAGUUUCAGCACUGCGACAAGUAUCAUAUCUUUAUAAAGUGUUUACUACACAGAUAAAAUAAUACUCUAAAUUUUCAUUUUACUCAAUAGCAAAAAUGGCAACUACAGUGAUAGCACUUUUGGCACUUAUCGUUCCCAUAUGGAGUCUACCACCACUAGCUCCAACCCAGUACCCUGGUGUCUACCAGCUCACCGAACCCGUCGAUCACGCAGAAUGUCCUAGUUGGGACUAUAGAAACAACAUUCUCUACUAUGUCAACAUCCACGAAGGUCAAGUCUAUAGAUACGACUAUGACCAAGGAAACCUUGCUUAUAUUACUCUCGACGGUGAAGUCGCUCCCGUUAUUCCUUCCAGCAGAGACCCUAACCUCUUAAUAGUGGGUUUAGACCGAUCUGUUGCUGCCGUGGAAUGGGACGGAGUCUCCGACCCUAGUGAGACCCGAAUUUUGGCAGCUCUAGCUCCCGAUUUUCCUACUAGUAGGGUCAACGACGGCAAAGCUGACAAACAAGGUCGCUUGUGGAUCGGUACCAUGGGCUAUGAAGGUCCUGAUGGUUUGACUCCAGACGAAGGAAUUUUAUACCAGGUGACCUGCGACCAUCUAGACUCCCCCUUAGUUGAAAUCGCUCCCGUUAAUAUCAGCAACGGUCUUGCUUGGAACGCCGCCAACGACAAAUUCUUCUACAUAGACACACCAAGCGGACAAGUCGUCGAGUACUCCUACAACGACGAAACUGGCGAAAUCAGCGACCGAAGGGUCGUUUUUGACGUAAAUGACCAUACAGAGCAUAUUGUCGGUGGUCCAGAUGGCAUGACUAUUGAUGAAGACGAUAAUCUAUGGAUAGCGCUGUAUGGUGGCGGAGCUAUUAUCAAGGUUGAUUCUUCAAAUGGUGACCUUUUGGAGAUCGUACCUCUUCCAGCUUUGGAUGUGACUUCGGCCAUAUGGGGAGGACCGGAUUUGGAUAUUCUUUAUGUAACAACUUCUCGGGUUAGUCUGACAGAUGAGCAAAAGUUAGAACAACCGGCUGCUGGGGCCGUGUUUGCCAUAUUCGGGUUGGGAACAAAAGGGCGCCCUACUUUCGAAGUAGAUAUAUUAGGGUCAAUUGAUGAUGAGACAUGUGGUGCCAAGAAAGUAUUACGUGGUUAAGCAUGAACAAGAUUUAGUGAACUGCAAUAUUUAGAUAUAAUAAUAAAAUUUUAAUUGAAGUAUA